Messenger RNA from Vicia faba (fava bean), 1923 nucleotides. Lineage: Eukaryota; Viridiplantae; Streptophyta; Magnoliopsida; Fabales; Fabaceae. The record is from the annotation of a GenBank genome assembly.
AUGACUGGGGCUAUGGAUGUGUCAGAGUCAGGACGUGAAUAUGGGGCUAAAAACACUGACGACACCCCUGUGACGGGCACUUCUCAGAAAACUCGAGGGGGUGCUGAAUCUCGAUUUCGGAAAAGAAGCAAAUAUUUAUCUUACCCCUACACGAAUAGUGAACCAAGACUUAAAAGUUUUCCAGCUGAAACAGAAGAAUCAAAGACUCCAAGUCCCACCCCUAAAGCAAAAGCUUCAAGCAGAAACAGUAAUCCUAAAAAUGGAUCUCUUUCAUCAACUAAAUUGGGUGGCACGAGGUUCCAAAAUAAUUGGUACAGAAAAUUCAUCAGCUGUAGUAAAAUGUCUAGCAGUUCAAAAUUCAUCGGUGCAUCUUCCAGUGACUUACUUUCAGGACUGCACUCUUUAGCUGUUGGUAGUAUGUCUCCAAUUAAAGAUAAGAGGUUUGAUAUGGUUGAGUGGUUCUUCUGCAAAUAUAGAAUAUCAAAGUAUCACGAUGAGACUGAACUUGCUACUUCUCUGUUUAAUCCGAAUGAAGGGAAAACAUCGAACCCUGGGGACAAUGGUGUCAUGGAUACCAAAAGUGAGAAGAAGAAAAAGGACACUCAAACAGAAAAUGCAGCAAGGCGUAAGAUGAAAUCUCUUUCUGGCCUAUCCAAUACGAAUACUAAUGUUUCUACUGGCGAUUGCACAGGUUCGGGGAAAAAAUCCAAACAAAAGAGGAAGGUGGAAGAAAGAAAUUCGCAGCCUCAGCUACAAAAUGCAGAGACCACUUCCCAAAAUCAUAAUUUCCCGUCUUCUGAGAAAAAGACUAAGCCUAAAAAGAGACCCAAGUUAGAAGCUGCACAAGAGCAUCAGGGUGCUCAAUCUGCUUCACAUUUGGAUGCAAAAAGUAUCGAAUGCAACUCACUAGUUGUAGAUUUGCAGGUUACGCCUCCACCUAAGUCUGUUGAUUUUCACCAGAAAAGUAAUGGUGAAAUUAAGGAAGAACAAGUUUCGAAUGUUUCAAAUCCAAAGUUACGUGUCUCCCAAGGCGAACUUGAUGGAAAUGUUACCCCUAGUAAGUUGCUGGGGAGCACAUCAGAGGCUAGUACUGUCGCCCCCAAAGAAGGACUUGUUGGAAAUUUUACCAACCACAACUUGUUGAAUGAUACUACAUCAGAUGUUGACAAUGUCUCAAUAAAUAAAACAGGCGCAGAGGUAGUACCAGAGGAGCAUCCAAGAAAGAUACCUGAUUUGAACAGUAUUAGCUUUGAAUCAUGUUCUACGAGAAAAGAGUCUGAGAAUGUCAACAUGCUUUUACCUGAAUUGCAGUCACAAAACCCAAGAAGUUUAUCUGCUUGUUCGAGAAUUACUAAAGCUGUAAACCUUGACAGAGUGGAGAUCAUUGGAGAAUCACCUGGAACCUUUCUCUUCCUACAAUUUUCUCAAGGACCAGGAGUUGAUAUCCCAUCAAAUGAGGAUUUGUUGAAAACAUUUUGCCAGUUUGGUCCUUUGAAAGCAACCGAAACUCAUUUGAUAAAAGACAAUACAUGUGCUCAAAUUGUUUUUGUUAACAGCCCAGAUGCUACUGAAGCAUUGCGUAGUUUAGAGCAUAACAAACCAUUUGGUGCAACUCUUGUGGGCUACAGACUCCAUUAUCCUCCUGCUGUGGUGACUCCACCAUUGGAGCACAUCAGGACUUAUCCUCCUGCUGUGGUGACUCCAUCAUUGGAGCACUUCAGGACUCCAACUCAGCCAUCUAUCUCUAUGUCAUUGUCUGGUGAGACACCUCCUCCCCUUCAGGUUAUUAAGCAAAAGUUGCAGAUGAUGUCAUCAGUGCUGGAGAACUCAGGGAAUAAUCUUUCACCCGAGACGAGAGCCAAAUUGGAAAAUGAAAUAAAUAAUCUACUGGGAAAGGUGAAUUCUAGGACUAAUAGAGUAUGA